AUGGAGGAUCCACUCGAUCACCUCGAUGAGUUCGAUCGAAUGUGUGGCUUAACCAAAAUCAAUGGAGUGAGCGAAGAUGGGUUCAAGCUGCGAUUGUUCCCUUUCUCCUUAGGCGACAAGGCUCAUCAAUGGGAAAAGUCCUUGCCAGCCGGUUCAAUCACGACAUGGGAAGAGUGUAAGAAGGCAUUCCUAUCCAAAUUCUUCUCCAAUGCAAGAACCGCCAGAUUGAGGAAUGAUAUCUCUAGCUUCUCUCAGCGCAACAACGAAACAUUUUAUGAAGCAUGGGAACGAUUCAAGAGCUAUAAGUCAUACAAUGGAAACUUUCUAAACAAGGAUGUUGAAGCUAGUUGGGAACUUGUGGAGAACCUAGCUCAGUCUGAUGGCACGUACAACGAGGAUUAUGACAGAACCGUUAGAGGCAACAAUGACCAAGAGGACAAGUAUAAGAGGGAUAUGAAGGCACUUAACGACAAGCUCGAUAAGUUUUUGAUGAACCAGCAGAAGAAUGUGCACUUUGUUCGAGAGGAGGAGACCUUCCAACCUAAUGAUGGUGAUUGUGCUAAUAAUGAGGAGUUCCAGAACAAGCCAUAUGUUGGCUUUAAUCAAAAACAAGCUUUUCAACCUCAACAACAGUCCCAAGGUUCUUAUCAACAACCUAUAUCACACCCUCCAGGAUUCCAACAACACCCUACUAAUGUGCAACCAGAACAAGAUAUUCAAACAACACUACAUCAGCUUCUCCAAGCACAGAACAAUAGCCACCUGGAACACGCCAAUCAGUUACCCGAGCUUCGCAACGAGAUGAGUGAGUCUAUACAGGAGCUCCACCAAAAUUUCGAUUCUUUAAACAAAAGGGUAGUUAUCUUGGAAGGCAACAAACCCUCCACAUCUUCUGGCCAACUCCCAGGAAAGUCUAUCAUGAACCCUAAAGAAUUUGCUACUGCUCAUGCGAUUACUCUGGGAAAACCAUUCCCAAUUAUCACUGAGGACAGUGAGGUUCAAGAGGGGGAGGAUUCAGCCCAAAUUUGUACCCUACACGGUGAACCCGAUCGAGUCUACAACAGGCACGACCGUUCCAAUGGUGAACCCGAUCGAGUUUACCAAAGACUCGACCGAUCCGAUCAAAGGUACCAUGAACCCGAUCGAGCCCGAUAUCGUGUACGCUGCUUGUCUGACAGGUUGUGUGAAUUAAGUUCCGACGAGCCUCUUCGCCCGAUCAGAGCCACCAGCCCCAAGCCUUCAAAUCAAAGACUACUCUACCCUGAAGAAUCUAAGGCAGAAAUCAAGGAAGAAUAUAACCACAUUCUCGAUUCACUAUCACGGAACGAUCAGCUGAAGGCUUUGGUGGAUGCUUUCGCCAACCUUCCCUCCUACAGGGAGAUUCUCAAAGAAGUCCUAUUGGAAAGGAUGCAGCAAAGGAAGAGUUGGAUUCCACCCUCUCAAGAUUCUGAUUUCUCCAAGAAGAUUGGGGAUCCUGGAGCUUUCACACUCCCCUGCUCAAUCCGAUCAACGAUCUUCAACGAGUGUUUAUGCGACACAGGCGCUUCGAUUAGCUUGAUGCCCCUCUCAAUAGCUCACGGGAUGGGCUAG
Molecule: messenger RNA, 1590 nt
Organism: Capsella rubella
Lineage: Eukaryota; Viridiplantae; Streptophyta; Magnoliopsida; Brassicales; Brassicaceae
Exons: 3
Coding region: 1-1590 (529 amino acids)
Source: RefSeq, a predicted model, not a curated record